UCCCCAUGGCUUCGUCCAAAGAACAACAAUUGGAAACAGAGAACGACACAAUUAAAUGUCCACUUUGCUUCGAACCAUUCACAGAACCUAAACUACUGGAUUGUUUACAUACUUUUUGCAAGGACUGUCUUGAAAAGCUUUGUGAACACACUGGAGAUCGAAAGAUAAUUUUGUGCCCUCUUUGUCGACAUGAAUAUUCGAUACCUAAAAAUGGCAUUGAUGGGAUCAAACAUAACUACUAUAUGGAAAUGCUGCUCAAAGAAAAAGAAGCUCUCUGUCAAGCAUGCGAGAACGGCGACAAAGCGACAAAGCGAUGUUUUGAUUGCGACCAGAACCUUUGCCCAAAUUGUUACAGGAUUCACCAAAAUUUGAAGACAACCAGGUCGCAUCGAAGCGGUGAUAUUGGUAAUGAAAUCCAAGGAAUGCAAACGCAGACUUUUUACUGCCCAAGGCAUAGAAAAGAAGAACUUAAGUUUUUUUGUUGUCAGUGCGAGACUAAUAUAUGUCGUGAUUGUAAACUUACGAAACACGAAGGGCAUAAAACAGAAGACUUAGAUAUCAUUGCUGAAAAUUCGAAGAAGGCAUUGGACUCAAAACUGAAGAAUUUGACCAACUUAAAUGAAAUGUUAUUAACUACAAGAGAAGACUCUAUGAAGGUACUAAAAGAUCUUAAUGGGAAACGAGAUAAUCUUAUUCAGUCUAUCAAAGAACAAACACAACAUAUUGUUGAGCGCAUUAGAACGCUUGAAGGCAAAUUGGUCAACGAAGUAGACACUCAUUUUGAAAAAGAAAAAUCGUUUCUGGAAGACAAACAUUCUGCCAUUGCUCAAUCCACCGUUUCCCUAAAAUGCCAGUGUGUCUAUAUUCAGCAAGUUCUGAAGCAUGGGGUACUACCCGAUGUAACACAAGCUAACGCUUCCUUACAGAACUUGAAAAUGAAGGAACUCUGCAGUGAGCAAUGCACAGUAAAUUCCUAUACUCUUCCAGUAUUUGUUCCUUCUGGGUUCGAAGCUCAAACCCAAACUAUCGGAAAGUUAAAUUUUACAUCAAUCGAUUUAACACUCCAGGAAACACUCCAUUUUCAAAGCGAUUGUCCCGUCAACAACGUGAUUUCAGAAAUAUUUCCAUCCCUGGAUGGAGAGGAAUUGCGAUUUUCCAAAGCACCAAUAUGGAUCUCUGUUGAAGAGAAAAAAGGAGAAAGCAAGUCACCCUUUUCUAAACCAGAUCUCCGCUCUGUGACUUUGAGCAACAAGGGCGAGAUCAUGAUACUUCUAACAGAAAACCGUGUGGAGACUUUGUCAAGCAGCGGUGAGACGUUAAAUAUUGUUGAACUGGAGUAUGUCGUAUCUGCUGAUAGAAUGGCACUUGGUGGAGAUAAAGUGUACUGUUUAGACAGGUCAAAACAAAGUAUUGCGUGUUUUACAAAGGAUUUUGAUUUUUUCCGAUCUGUUGGUCCCUCUAAAUCAUAUCUGGCUACUUUUGACCCAAUAUCCAUUUGUUGCGAUAGAAAAGGAAACGUUUUUGUAUGUGAUUACCAGAACGACCGCGUCUGUUGCCUUAUUGGUUGGCAAUUUAUAACAGUUAUCAGAGGAAUCCAACGCCCUGUAGCAGUUGCUGCAGACAGCCGAGACAGACUCUGGGUCGGGAAGCAGAACGGAGAAAUUGUAAUUUACGAAAUUAAGGAAAAACUCUAG
Messenger RNA from Saccostrea cuccullata (small rock oyster), 1694 nucleotides. RefSeq names its product E3 ubiquitin-protein ligase TRIM56-like. Lineage: Eukaryota; Metazoa; Mollusca; Bivalvia; Ostreida; Ostreidae. The record is from RefSeq and is a predicted model, not a curated record. The transcript is spliced from 2 exons. Bases 6 to 1694 code for a protein of 562 amino acids. Gene Ontology annotation, molecular function: zinc ion binding.